This is a messenger RNA of Onychostoma macrolepis, 1373 nucleotides long. RefSeq names its product ornithine decarboxylase antizyme 2b (gene oaz2b). Gene Ontology annotation, biological process: positive regulation of protein catabolic process. Gene Ontology annotation, cellular component: cytoplasm; nucleus. The record is from RefSeq and is a predicted model, not a curated record. Gene Ontology annotation, molecular function: ornithine decarboxylase inhibitor activity. NCBI's taxonomy places the organism in Eukaryota, Metazoa, Chordata, Actinopteri, Cypriniformes, Cyprinidae.
UUGCGUAGAGAAGAAAUGAUCAACACCCAAGCAAGAGCUGUGCUUGUGGAUUCAGCUUGUGUGCUCCGCUGGGUCAGGCAGCAGGCUCCAGGGCCUCAGUGGUGCUCCGAUGCCCCUCACCCACAGAGGAUGAACACAGCUGGGCAAAGCACGAGCAGGGAUCUGACUCAAGAUGUGCUCCUUUAUAAGGAUGGGAAGUUAACGGUGAAACAGCAGGUGACCUCACUGGACAGCGAAUCAUCUAUUCUGCUUUUUCAGUAUCAGCUAAGUGAGCAGUUGUCAUGGAGCAUGCAGACUGUGCUCUCUGGCCAUAGCCUCUUUGUUGGUUUACCAAAUGGAGAACUUCUCAAAGGCACCAAAGAAGGGCUCACUGCUGUUUUGGAGUUUGCAGAGGAGAAACUGAAGAUCAAUCAUGUAUUUGUGUGGUUUAUGAAGAACAGGCCUGAUAAAUUGCUCCUCACCAGAACAUUCUGCUACCUUGGCUUUGAGCUUGUAAAACAAGAUCAUCUAAUAGCAUCCAUUGCAGGAGAUUUGCGUCUUAUGGUCUACACUAUACAACAAACUCACUCAUCAGAAGAAUGACUACGAGGCCUUUAAAACACACAGCAUUCUUGUAGACUGUUGCUAAGUCCACUAAAUGCAAAAUCAGUAAACAGUACAUUGUUCAAAACUAACAUUGUAGAGGGGCAUUCCGGGUAACUCAGUAACUGAAAAAAGUAAUAGAGUAAUGUUAACCUUACUGAUAAUUUAAAGAGACACACCUUUUGACACUGAGCAUUUAAAUGUUUAAGUAUCAAAAUAGCAAUAUAUCUGGUUUGUUGUGUGUGUGUAUAAAGCUGACAAUGGCUCAAAUAUCAUGGCAGUGAUAUAUGCAUUGAAGAGUGAUUCUUGUGUUCUCUGUGGAUGAGUUUUAUCUAACACUUUUUAUGGCAAAAGAAAAGUAUGUAAUCUGAAUUAUAGCAACACCUGCAUGCUGUAAUGUGAACUUUUAUUGCACUCAGUGAAUCAGUAAUUGACAUGGUAUCUCAGUAAAACUACAAAUAAAACCAAGUUUAAUAAUUGAACAAACUGGAAAUUUAAUUAAGGCCAGUUUACUCUUCACAAAUAGAUACAUUGUUAAUAAUUUUCCACUCUAGCUACAAUAUCUGGUGAUAUAACAACAGGAACAUUUAUUCAUAUCACAUUGUGGAAAGGUAUGUGUGUGACUGGAGAAUUUAUUUCAAAGGCAGUAAUAGACUACUUUCUUUCAUUAUUAUACACAUUUACAAUGCAAGACAGGGAAUAUAGCCAUAUAUACCAACAUAUAGCUACCAACUUUUAUAAGGCACACUUACUGCAAAAAACAAACAACAACAAAAAACAAGAGUUGAAAU